AUGCAGUAUGUUGUUGUAGACAAGAACGUUGAAGUUGCCCAGGGCCUGAAAGAAUUGCUCGCCUACGAAGGAGACGUUGAAGAAGACAUGUGCACGACGUUUCAGAUUUCCGUGGACGAGUUCGGAUCAGCCAAAACUUACAACCUGGUGGAAAAUGGAGCGGAUGUGAUGGUCACCAAUGCCAACAGGGAAGAGUUUGUCAAAUUGUACAUUGAUUUCAUACUCAACACCGCGAUUUAUGAGCAAUUCAGAGCAUUUUACCUGGGAUUUCAUAGCGUUUGUGCUUCGAAUGCGCUUAUCAUGAUGCGACCGGAAGAAGUGGAAAUUAUGGUCUGCGGAAGUCCUACUUUGGAUUUGGCUGAUUUGAAAAAGGUCGUUGAAUACGACGGUUACACUGCCGAGGAUCAAAACAUGAAAGACUUCUGGGAAAUCCUUUUGUCGCUGUCGUUGGACUUGCAGAAAAAAUUCUUGCUUUUCUCAACGGGAAGCGACCGGAUCCCAGUUGGAGGAAUGCAGGAAAUGACUUUUAAAAUCACUGCGCAAAGGGAUCACUUGGAUAUGUUGCCACAAGCCCACACGUGUUUCAAUCAGCUCGUAUUGCCCAGGUACAACAACGCUGAAGUCAACUCACAGGAAGAUCCCAAUGGAAUUGAAAUCUUGGGAAGAGGUUCAAUGAAAGAUGGUGACCACGAGUGA
Molecule: messenger RNA, 696 nt
Organism: Notodromas monacha
Lineage: Eukaryota; Metazoa; Arthropoda; Ostracoda; Podocopida; Cyprididae
Source: the annotation of a GenBank genome assembly